GUUACUCUAUCUGGCCACAAGGACUCCACGGUUAGCAGGUACGGGCUGAAGAUCAUGCAGACAGCAAUGGAGAAUGCAAAUGAUCACUUUGCAAAGUCCAUGGAGAUUGCACAUCAAAAAGCCUUGAAGGAACAGGCUGAGAAGGAAGCUCGUGAAGAGGCAAAGAGGAAGGAAGCGGAGCAGAUCGUUGGAACAGGUCCUGAGCUGGGGGAUUCUGUGCGCACAGCUUUCACGGAGUUCUCUUUCCUUUGGGAGGGCGCUUCAGAGCAAGGGGUCCUGAUGAGGUCUCUGGCAUAUUGCACCACCUUUGUGGCAAUGUGUACCUUCAGAGUCCUUUGCGGGCCAUUUUGGAUUGUCGUCGGCAACGUUCCAGAAUGGCGUCGGCGAGAAGUCCAUGUGGAUCUUUGGCUGAGAGUGCUUGCAGCUUUGGCUGCUCUGGCCGUUGUGAUGAUUGUGUGCAUUCCAGGUUUGAAGGCUGAGCUGCUUCCAUCACAGUGGGAAACGCACCGAAGCCAUGACUGCUCAGGCGACUCUUUACGUCUGCAAGUUCCCGACAAGUUACUGGGAAAAGGAGGGUUCUGGUUCCGGUACUUGUGGUACCUGCAUGACGGGCCAUCAGAAGACUCCUGCAGAGCUUUGUGCGAUGUUCGCUGGGGCUGUUUUUCUGCAGCUUGGCGCUCAAACAGAUGUGUCUUGUAUUCCAAGUGCUUGCAAGUUGUCUCCCAAAUCAACUCCAACUUGUUCGAGAAGAAGCACACUGAUGCCAGAUGGUACCUUCUGCCACUCAUUUCGUCCAAUGCUUUGGCAUUCCUGUUUCCGCACCUGUCUGGCCUUAUGGUAUGUGUGACAUUUGCGACUAUAACCUGGUCUGCAGCUGACUGCGGCCUGGAGAUUGCCACGGCAUGUCUUGCUCUGCAAGUUACCUCACUGGUCAUACUGUUCACUUUGCAUUGGCAGCUCCAGGAGCGGAAGCUGCAUGUGGAGAAAGACGAGAUAGACAAACACGCCAGGCAGAAGGAGAUUGAGCGAAAGUUGUGGAAAGAGGUGCGAGGCUGGGCUAUGACAGCCACGAGGAAAAGUCGUCAAAUCGUCAUGGCGGAUCUCCUCAUCAGCCUUGUCAUCCUCGGUGUCUGCGGAUGUUUCAUGGCGCCUUUGCAGCUUCUGGACAGGGCUCAUGGGUGGGAGGAUUCAACCUUCUGA
Molecule: messenger RNA, 1200 nt
Organism: Symbiodinium pilosum
Lineage: Eukaryota; Dinophyceae; Suessiales; Symbiodiniaceae
Source: the annotation of a GenBank genome assembly